AUGCCGGUAGAUAAGGCAGAAUUGGCCGAUUACCAACGUAAAGGUGUUGCUCAAGUUUGGUUCAACCAAUGGAAAGAAGAGAGGGCGGUUGAUACGGGUCCUCUCGAUUGGGAAAAGCUUAAGGUUGUUUUCCUUGAUAGGUUAUUUCCCUUUGAGAUGAGGGACGAAAAUAUACUUGAAUUCAUCAACCUCCGUCAAGGAAACAUGAGUGUGAAAGAAUAUGUUUUAAAGUUCACACAAUUGUCUAAGUAUGCUCCUACUAUGAUUGUCGACCCUAGGGAAAGGAUGAAGGAGAACUUUAGGGAAAGAUAUUGGGAGACAAAGAAGGCAAGGACCGGUGAUGGUAACUUCUCACAUUCAAGGUCCGAUGCACAUGGUCGUUCUGAAUUCCGACAAAGGUUUUUCGGUCAAGGUUCCUCCAAUGAUCCUCCUAAGUUCAACAAAGAUAAGGUAUCUAACCCUAAUCCUCAAGGACGAAAUGGUGGUGGAUCUUCAUUGUCUACUUGUGCUAGGUGUGAAAGGAAGCAUGAGGGUAAGUGUUUAGCCGACAUGGAUGGUUGCGUCUGUUGUGGUAAGAGUGGUCAUAAAAUAAGGGAUUGUCCAUCGCUUACGGCUAAGGGAAGAGAAGGUAGGCAAGCUUCUCCUAGUGGUUCGAGUUCAAGUGCUCCAAAGAAAAACUAA
Molecule: messenger RNA, 681 nt
Organism: Solanum verrucosum
Lineage: Eukaryota; Viridiplantae; Streptophyta; Magnoliopsida; Solanales; Solanaceae
Exons: 2
Coding region: 1-681 (226 amino acids)
Molecular function (GO): zinc ion binding; nucleic acid binding
Source: RefSeq, a predicted model, not a curated record